Effrenium voratum is the source of this 1002-nucleotide messenger RNA. NCBI's taxonomy places the organism in Eukaryota, Dinophyceae, Suessiales, Symbiodiniaceae. The record is from the annotation of a GenBank genome assembly.
AUGGACUUCACCCUGGGCGCCGCAGGCCUCAAGGUCUCGAAGCUGGGCUUCGGGUGCAUGGGCAUCACCGCCUACUAUGGGGCCUCCAUGGAGGAUGAGCCUGCGAUAGAGUUGCUGAAGGCAGUCUAUGACAUGGGCUACAGGCACUUCGACUCGGCUGAGGCGUACAAGUCCGAGACCAAGCACAACGAGGAGCAGCUGGCGCUCUUCUUCAAGACGGUGCCACGGGACUCCUACACGGUGGCCACCAAGUUCAUGCCCUUCAUGCACGAGGGCGAGGCGUGCGACUUGGAGUCUCUGACGCAAGCCGUGGACGCCUCCCUGGCGCGCUUGGGCCUCGACUAUGUGGACUUGUACUACUGCCACAGGCCGCCCAGCACGCUGGAGAAGGCGGAGCAAUGGAUGGCAUCCAUGAAGGAGAUCGUGAAGUCGGGGAAGGUGCGGCACGUGGGGCUCUCGGAGUUCUCUCCUGACUGGGUGCGCAAGCUGCACGCCAUCCACCCAGUGGCGGCGAUUCAGAUCGAGUGGAGCCUCGUGACCAGGAACCUCGUGGAGGAGUUCCUGCUGGAUUGCUGCAAGGAGCUAGGCAUCGGAGUGGUGGCCUACUCACCGCUGGCCAGGAACCUGCUGGCGGCAGCGCCGGUGGAGGUGCCCACGGACUGGCGCGCGGCGCAGCCCAGGUACAGCGAGGAGAACUUGAAGCAGAACCAGGAGCUGCUGAAGAAGAUCGAGGCCAUGGCGGAGGCCAAGAGCGUCACGGCCGCGCAGCUCUCGCUGGCCUGGCUUUACUUCAAGGCUGAGCAGCUGGGCCUGAGCAUGAUCGCCAUCCCGGGCACCACAAAGAUUGCCAACGCCAAGACGAACCUGGCGAGCCUGGGGGUGGCGCUGACGCCGGAGGACGCCGCGGCGCUGGAGGCCUUGGCCUCCGCGGUGGCCGGGGACCGCGGCAACGAGCGGUACCUCACCAUGUCCAUCGAGGGCAACAUGACGAAGUCCACCUAA